Molecule: messenger RNA, 1988 nt
Organism: Solea senegalensis (Senegalese sole)
Lineage: Eukaryota; Metazoa; Chordata; Actinopteri; Pleuronectiformes; Soleidae
Gene: rec114
Product: REC114 meiotic recombination protein
Exons: 6
Coding region: 239-886 (215 amino acids)
Source: RefSeq, a predicted model, not a curated record
UAGCCUGAGAGGCUAAGCACCAAUCUGCCAAUACUGGACAGAACAUAAGGGUUUUCAGUUUAAAUAAUUUUAAUUUUAAUUUAUUCUCUGUCACAGCUGAAACGGAUGUACUCACACAGUUAAGCAGACCAAGUUCACUUACUCAGCAGUUAUAGUCCCCAGUCCUGGUGUAGUUGUUGGUCUUUCACAGAAUAUCUCUCAAUCACAAGUAGUUUGCUGGAAAACGCCCACCAGUUGGAUGUGGAGGUUAAAACGUUAUGGACGGUUUGUCCCAGGAUCCAGAGAGACGGGGAGAAAAUCCUGGAAGGUAUUUGAUACAAAUGGGAGUAAACCUGAAAUUGUCCUCACAAUUGUGGACCCUGGAUAUUUGCUGGUAUUGCAAGGACAGGAAAGCUUGGACACAAUCCCAUUGCUCUGUGGCUCAGAGUUUGUGAAAGUACACCAGAACUCUGAUAACCUGAUGUUUCGAAUUACAAUGAAGGGAGAGAGCCGCAUGAUGAGGAUGCAGUUUGACGGAAGUAACAGGGCAGAGGCUGUGAAGGAGUGUUCAAGUGCCGUAGAAAAACUGACGGAGUACAUGCCUGUCACCACUCAGGAUGAUGCCACACCACCACACAAUCAGCCUCCCGCUGAGGUCGCUGCACCAGUGACACAGGGAAAAGCUGUGGGAGCUUAUCCAGAGGUUGCCCAAGGAUCAUUGUCCAUCAAGCAACUAACAGAGCACUUUCUGGGAGAGGCGGCUGUGGCUCUGCCUGAAGUUUAUCACCACAGCCCUUUGGCCCAGUGUGACUUAGAGCCCAUCCUUCGCGUUUGUUUGCUGGAUCCAAGCUUUCAUGCUUUUGUGGAAAAGGUGGAGGGGGAGCUGAAGAAACUGAUUCGAGAGUGAAUAAUCGCAACAACAGUUGAAGGCAGAGAGGUCAAGUUAGUCUAGUUACUCAUGUUUUUUUUUUUUUCCUUAUACACUUUGUGUAGGCAGUGCCUGGUGGUGGAGUGUUUCGUGUUGUCCUGCCAACAUUGUUUCCAAUGUUGUUACAUAUUAGUUGUUAUGGUAUAUGACCCAAAGGGCAUGUUUUCAAUUGCACUGAAUUCAGGCGGUUAGAGAAGAACUUGCAAAACAGAAAAUAUAAGGAAUUCGUUCAUUUUUGAGCUUUUUAUUCAGAAAAAAAUAUUGGUCUCACUCAUGUUCGUGGCUAUAUACUCUGGUCCCUCUGACCCCACCUUACCGCAGGUCCAUUUCCACCACCACACACGGAUACAUUUGAUUCAAACAGGAGUCAUGCAGCUACAGCAGUGAAUUUUGCUAUGCCAGCUUCCAAGUGAUCCCACAACAUUAAAGCUUCACUGAGUAAAACAAACCGCCCUCCAUAUAUCUAUUUAAGAAUACAUAUUGCAUAGGAUUAUAGCCAUGCUAUACAGUUAAAGAGAAAAAAAAAAUCUAAUAAAAAUCAGUUCAUGAAAUUGGGGAAUAUAAAAAAAAUAUUAUUUUUUUUUACAGAUUUCCUAUUAUUUGAACACUCAUACUUCAACGUAUACAAGACACCUAAGUUACUCUGGAAAGAAAAUAAAAAUAAUACACAUUUUCCUUUUAGUUAAGAUAGUUAAACACACAUUUUCUGUAAUCACUCGCAAUUAAAUUGAAAUACUGCCAGUCAAGGAAGCCCCAGCUUCACAAUAAAAAUUAUUUUCAAAGUGGACGUAUUGUCACAAAAUCAAACAUCGUUAAAUGACCAUGAUAUGCUGUACAAAUCUUCAAGAAUAAAACUAUAUAUUUAUCACAUAUAUAUGCAUAUGAUAUACAUGUGUAAUAAGGAUGACUCCAUUAAAAAACAUAGGUCAUUCUGGAUGCAAUAAAAGCCACAAGGGGGGGACAACAACAGAAAAUCUCUAUUCUGAAUAUCCUAUUGCGUAAUUAUCUUGCAUGCAUUGUACAUGAUAUGUAAUACAAAAGGGAUCACCUCAUUUGAGGACAUGAUGAAAUUAAUAAAGAG